Messenger RNA from Anopheles aquasalis, 1225 nucleotides. RefSeq lists its product as uncharacterized. NCBI's taxonomy places the organism in Eukaryota, Metazoa, Arthropoda, Insecta, Diptera, Culicidae. The record is from RefSeq and is a predicted model, not a curated record.
AAGAUCUGUUCUGUCGAAGAUCACGUCGUCGUUGUCGCCGUCGCGAUCGGUUGGUUGUAUAAAAGCGGAACGUUCUGGGGCCGGUCGGAGAUAGUAUGGCUUAGAGAGCGUGACAGGACGUUCACAGUUUGCCAGGUUCGCCCAGUUUCGAGCUUCGAGUUGCAGGCAGCGCGCCAGUUUCUAGUCAGCCGCAGUGACCAGUUUGUUGUGAGUGAUUGCUUGUGUCUGUCUGUCUUUCGUGUACCAAGGGAAGUGUGUCUAAAGGGACUGAUGAAGAUGCAGACGAGAGCAGCAGCAGCAGCAGCAGCCUGGUUGGUGGUGCUGAUGGUAUGCCUGUACGGUACCACCAUCCUCCCCGUUGCGGCCGUUCCGUUCGAUGGAUACGAAUAUCCGGCACCGGAUAAUCAGCUCACGUACCCGGCAUGCCAACCGAGCACCUCGAUCGUCACGUCAACGAUCACAAAACCAACGACGGUCCUGCGGACGGACUACCGGACAGUUACCUCGACCCGGAUCGUUCCAACGACCACAACCGCCACCGUUCGCCAAACCGUGACCGACGUGCAGUACGAUACGGUGACGGAAACGUUGCCACCGAUCACUUCAUUCCGUACGGAAACCCGCACCCAAACCGUGACAUCGCGCACCGUCGAAACGUCGUUCUUUACCGAAACGAUCCCCGUGACGCAAACGCUCACCCGAACCCAAACCAGCAUCCUGACGAUGCCGGUAACGCGGAUUGUUUCGACGACGCUCACGGACACGGUCACUAGCACCUCCGUACCACCGGCCAUCACCCGGUUCAACACGCUCACCAAAACGCUUACAACGACGCUGAUCGAUACGGAAACGGUCACGGAUACGUUGACCAGCACCCUCGUCCGGACAACGCCCGUGACGCAGUUCCGCACCAAGACGGAUACACGCACCGUUACCAGCACGGUACCGAAGAUCGUUCCGACGACCGUAACCAGCACGAAGGUGGAACGUUCGACGGUGACGCUGCCGUGUAACGAUCGCCAGUAUCUUCCGCCACCACCGCCGCCAACCUGCCCACCGCCAAACCGUGAUUAUCUGCCACCGCAGCAGCAAGUGGCACAAUCGGCGAACUACGCCCCAGCGCUCCCACCGAGGAAGGACGUUUCGUAUCUGCUCGGACGCAAGAACCUUUUCCAGUUGCUCUAGAGCACUAGAGUUUUCGGUUUUCUUUUUCUUUGCCACCCCC